This is a messenger RNA of Exophiala spinifera, 2250 nucleotides long. RefSeq lists its product as uncharacterized. The record is from RefSeq and is a predicted model, not a curated record. Gene Ontology annotation, cellular component: fungal-type vacuole. The coding region runs from base 1 to 2250 and encodes 749 amino acids. The transcript has a single exon. NCBI's taxonomy places the organism in Eukaryota, Fungi, Ascomycota, Eurotiomycetes, Chaetothyriales, Herpotrichiellaceae. Gene Ontology annotation, biological process: proteolysis. Gene Ontology annotation, molecular function: serine-type carboxypeptidase activity.
AUGGCCUUAAAAAGACAAUGGCUCAACUGUAUCUUUGUUGGCCUAUAUUUUCUCUUCCCGACAUCGCUUUCGCAGUAUCCUCCACCUUUAAAUGAGUCUCUGACAACUAUCCAUUCCCCAAUCAAUCCGAACAUUACCAUUAAAUUCAAAGCCCCAUCUGUGGGGACAUGCACGACGGUAUUUGCUACCCAGAAGCAGGUUACUGGGUACAUUACUCUGCCCCCAAAUGUACUGGAUCCUAGCCCUGGAAAUUACACCAUCAACACUUUUUUCUGGUUCAUCGAAGCAAGGCAGGUCCCAGAAGCAGCUCCAUUGACUAUCUAUAUCAAUGGCGGCCCUGGUUCAAGCAGCAUGGUUGGCCUUUUCCAGGAGGUUGGCCCUUGUCGAGUUGUUGAGAUUGCAGAAGGACAACUAGGUACCGUAGCCCGGGAUUGGGGUUGGGAUCGAAGCAGCAAUAUUCUCUUCAUCGAUCAGCCUGUGCAGGUUGGCUUCUCUUUUGACACUCUGACAAACCUAUCUCUAAAUCUACUGGAUGAGGUAUUUGUCAAUCCUCCUGCACCCGUACCCUUGACACAACCAGGAUAUACGUUUCUUAACGGCACCUUUGGCUCUGGAAGUCCGUCGUCCACAGCAAACACUUCACAAAUUGCCGCUCAGUCUCUGUGGUAUUUCCUUCAGACAUUUUUGACCUCGUUCCCAGAGUAUAAUACAGGCGUCCGCUCGAAGAAGAAUACAUCCAGCGCAGAGAUCCAUUUGUUCACAGAGUCAUUUGGUGGCAGGUAUGGGCCUGCUUUUGGACACUUUAUCCGGGCGCAGAAUACUCGCAGAUCGACGGAUGCUGAAUUUGCGAACAGCACAACCGAUAUCAACCUUGUUUCUCUGGGCAUCAUCAAUGGUUGGAUUGAUUUGCUUGUUCAGACCCCGUUUCACCCCAAGUAUGCUUACGAGAAUACAUACGGCAUUGAGGCGAUAAACCAACUAGAAGAACUUAACGCUUUGAGUGCCUACAACAGUGCAAAUGGAUGCCAGCAACGCACUUUAGCGUGCAGAGCUCAAGAAGCCGCGCUUGAUCCUUCGAAUCAAGGGAACGUUGUUUCGGUCAAUCAGGCGUGUUCAGAGGCACAACUGUACUGUCAGACCUACGUCGUAGGCGCAUAUAUCUCUUCAAACAGAUCAGUCUACGAUAUCUCCCAAAAUAGGCUGGACCCAUUCCCGGACUCGUUCUACCUUGAGUAUCUCAACCAACUGUCCUUCCAACAGGCUAUCAAUGUCCCGGUCAACUAUACCCAGGACUCGCUCGCCGUAUUCUCGGCAUUCGCUUCUACAGGAGAUUAUGCGCGCGAUGGCAUCGUGCAGGAUCUGGUCAGUCUGCUUGGAUCUGGCGUCAGAGUUGCUUUGAUGUACGGCGACAGAGACUACAUUUGCAACUGGCUUGGUGGUGAGGCUGCCUCCUUUGCUAUCGCCGGCGCUGCUGGAUCAUCUUACCUGCCCUGGUUCGCAGCUGGCUAUGCCCCUAUUGUCACGAACAGCUCUUAUGUCGGCGGUGUAGUCCGACAGUAUGGUAACCUGAGCUUCAGCCGAAUUUACGACGCUGGACACUUGGUGCCAGCCUAUCAACCCGAGACAGCCUUUACCGUCUUUUCAAGAAUUAUUAAUGGCGAUGAUAUCAGUACGGGCAACCCAGCUAAUCUGUCAAAAUAUCGCUCGAUGGGAGACCGCAACGCGACUUUUCAGAAUUCACCACCACCUAUGGCCGCUCCGACAUGCUUCAGACGCGCCGUCAAUGAAACAUGUGAUACUGAUCAGAAAAAUAUGCUGGCCAACGGAGCAGGUGUGCUCAUUAACGGCGUUCUCUAUGACCAAAAAUCAGAUUGGCAAUCACCAGCCCCUGAUGUAGCCAGUAUAGCUGGAGCCCCGGGAACCGCCCGAAUCAGCAUGGCCACGGGUGCGCCGUCUUCCAGUUCCUCCUCUAAGUCCACGUCGUCCAAAGCAUCUGUGUCGACUUUUAGUGCUUCUCAGACGUCAAAAGGAAAAACAACUACUACUCUGCCGACAGGAGUGUACACUGCUACUGAUAUCCCACCAACGUCCAGCGCGGCAAAAAGCAGUGCCACCGCAUCCAGCGCUGCAUCGACGCGCAUGCGGAGGGCUGCGGCUACCGGGUUCUCAUUCCUGAGCACGCAUCCAUUAGGAACAGCUCUAGUUUAUGUUUCAGUACUUUGUGUCUUCAGCGAUGGGAUUUUACAUUGA